AUGUCAGAAUGGUAUUUUGCCAUCCAGGAUGGGGAGUGGCAGGAAAUCACGAACAGCCUUGGUUACCUGGAGCCGCCACUUGUGUAUAUCUCCAGAGAGCCUGCUGUACUCUCAAGUGAGCCUCUUGCUGCUUUCCUUGAUGCCAUCUACAAGGAGGGUCGCCGCUUGAAGUUCAACCUUUCCAGGGUUGGGACUGGCACGAGAAAGGUGAUGGGAGGGGCGGACCUGCCAAAGGAGCUCAUCAUGAUGAAGAUGGUGAUCAAAUCGCCGGAAAGCAUGCGCCUCUUCAACAGCGACAACGGCAAGAUCAUUGCAGACCAGUUCCAUGCCGGGCCGCACAUGCCUCCGGAGACCCCCCUUAGGAUGCGAAUCGGCUUGGACAGUCCUGACUGGGAUAUUAGCUUCGCAACGGCAAGCCUCACGGCUGUGGCUACAACUUGCUGGACGAGCAAUCCUUCCCACUCCAAUGAUGCAAUGUGGACAUUCUAUGUCGCUCUGCGGGACUACGAGAUGAACGAGGACUGGAAGACUUCAGACUUCAUGUUGAUGCCUCUUGCGGAGUACAUGCAGAACAGCACCUAUGGCAACAAGAAGAAGGAACUGAAGAUGGGGAUGGUUAUGUUCCAGAGCUUGGUCGAUUGCUUGCUCAUGUCAAAGAUGGCAGCCAGGGCCGCGCGGACUCCAAACAUGGAUGACGGUGCAUGGGCGGUGCUUGUUCUUACGAUCCCUGCCAAUCUCUUGAAGAGCAGUGAGGAUAUCACGGUGGCUUGGGCCCCCGAGAAGGCGGCCCCUGCUGGCUAUUGGCUGGUAAGCCCCAAAGAUCCUCAGGAUCGGUUCUUUGACGAGAAGCAAGCCCUUCAGCACACCCUGAAGGUGGCAGCCGCUGCCUGUAUCCAGAAGGGUGAGCUGGGUGUCACGUUUGCUUCCGAGACCGGCUACUCUGCUUUCAUGGACGACUUGCAGCGCACCAGGCACAGCACUCGUGCCGCCGAUCUGCGUCGUGAUCUUGCUCAAAAGAUGAUGGAGGUGAACACGCUGAAGCAGGAGCUGGAAGCAUUCGACUCUGUCAACAGCAUCGAUGGGAAAUUGGAGGACAAGCCGGUGAAGCGUGUCCGCGUGAGCGUGUGA
Messenger RNA from Symbiodinium sp. CCMP2592, 1128 nucleotides. NCBI's taxonomy places the organism in Eukaryota, Dinophyceae, Suessiales, Symbiodiniaceae. The record is from the annotation of a GenBank genome assembly.